AUGAAAUCUGUCCAGUUUGCAAAUGUUCAGGAACAGUAUCGAAAGUAUGCAGGCGAGCUGCGUGCUUGCGAUGUGCAAAAAUUACGCGAAUGGGCCAACAGGCAACCACAUUUGCCACCGGUCACCGAGUUGGAAUUGAUCCUAUUUCUUCACUCCAAUUACUACGAUCUGGAGGCGGCCCAGCGUACGAUCGAGUGUUACUACUCGUUCCGUUCGAGCUGCAAGAAUCUGUUCGGGAACCGAAACCUUGAAGCAAGUGUGAUACAGACGGCCAUGGAUGUUUUAGAUCUCUCCAUUCUACCCGAACUAACCCCCGAAGGUUAUAGAGUCAUGCUGGCAAAGAUCGUUGAUCCGGACGCCAGCAAAUUUUCUCUCAGCUCCAUUCUUACAUUUGCGAUAAUGUGUGUAGAUAUACAACUGUGGGAGGAAGGAUGCAACAACGGGUCGGUCCUUAUCAUCGACAUGGACGGCAUACAUCUAGGUCACCUUCCCAAGCUUGGCAUAUUCACACUCAAAGAUCUGCUGUACUUCAUCCAGGAAGGGCUACCGAUACGGCUAAAGGGAUUACAUCUGGCCAAUGUGGUACCAUUUAUCGAUCGCAUCAUGACCAUGAUCAGACCGUUCAUGAAGAAGGAAUUGCUAGAGAUUUUUCAUUUGCACACCAGCAUGCAGACACUUUUCCCACAUGUCCCCCAGCAGCUUCUACCGGUCGAUUAUGGUGGUACGGCAAAACCUCGCAAAGUGCUGAGAGAUGAUUUAUACAACCAUACCAUAGAGUGUGGAAGCUUUCUGGCUAAUUAUGACAUGUUGAAGCGCGUGGACGAGAGCAAACGUAUCGCGAAACAGCGUACCAUGGGUAAUCUUUUCGGAUUGUUCUGA
Messenger RNA from Anopheles maculipalpis, 879 nucleotides. Its product is annotated as alpha-tocopherol transfer protein-like. Lineage: Eukaryota; Metazoa; Arthropoda; Insecta; Diptera; Culicidae. Gene Ontology annotation, molecular function: phosphatidylinositol bisphosphate binding. The record is from RefSeq and is a predicted model, not a curated record. The transcript is spliced from 4 exons. Bases 1 to 879 code for a protein of 292 amino acids. Gene Ontology annotation, cellular component: membrane.